CGACGAGUGCCGGUUUGUACAAGUAGUAUGAGGGAGUAGUGGUAAUAACGAUUAACGGCGUUCUUCAGAUCAUCCAACAACCAACAGUCGAUGCCCAAACUACAAACAACGAUAGCAACUAGUAACGACAACGGAAACGGACGACAGACAACACAGGCAGCCAUCAAGUGUCUUUGAGUAUUGUUGUUUUAAAAUUAUCCAGUAUUAUUAUUUUGUUUCUACGGCCAACGCGUCACCAUCAUGUCGACACAUGCGUCUGGGAAACUCAUCAUAGUGUCUAACAGGCUUCCGUUCGUUCUCAAAAAAAAUGAGCUAACGCUAAAAUGGGAAAGAAAAGCCAGUGCUGGCGGGUUAGUCACUGCUGUAGCACCUGUUGUGAUUCAAGGAAAUGGAAUAUGGAUUGGAUGGGCUGGUGUUCAUUUAGAGGAAGGUGAAAAGAUACCAGAAUCAGAUCCUAAUGAUAAAACACCUACUGCAGGAUUACUUUCUGAUAGAGUUAUACCGGUUGAUUUUGAUCCUCAAAUAUUUGAUAGUUAUUAUAACGGUUGCUGUAAUGGAACAUUUUGGCCACUAUUUCAUUCAAUGCCUGAUAGAGCACAAUUUUCUGCUGAUUCUUGGAAAUCAUAUUGUGUGGUCAAUAAAGAAUUUGCAUCAAAAACAGUAGGUGCCUUGGAAAAUUUAUCAAGAGUCGAUACAGAUUCUGGAACACCUCUUGUUUGGUUACAUGAUUAUCAUCUUAUGUUGGCUGCCAAUAGCAUAAGAAAUGUGGCAGAUGAAAAAAAUUUGAGAUUUAAAUUAGGAUUUUUCCUUCAUAUACCAUUUCCUCCAUGGGAUAUUUUUAGGUUGUUUCCAUGGGCUGAUGAAAUUCUUCAAGGAAUGUUGGGUUGUGAUAUGAUUGGUUUUCAUAUUGAAGACUAUUGUUUAAAUUUUGUGGAUUGCUGUCAGCGGAGAUUAGGUUGUCGAGUAGAUCGUAAAAAUUUACUAGUUGAACAUGGUGGUCGCACGGUACGUAUUCGUCCAUUGCCAAUUGGUAUACCAUUUGAUCGAUUUGUAGAAAUGGCCAAGCAAGCACCCACAGUUAUAAGUACAUCAUUACAAUUGGUGCUUGGUGUUGAUAGAUUGGAUUAUACUAAAGGAUUAGUACACAGACUUAAGGCUUUUGAAUUAUUAUUGGAACGAUAUCCACAGCAUAAGGGUAAAGUAGCACUUAUGCAAAUUGCUGUUCCAUCACGCACUGAUGUUAAGGAAUAUCAGGAUCUUAAAGAGGAAAUGGACCAGCUUGUUGGUCGAAUAAAUGGAAGAUUUUCAACUCCUAAUUGGUCACCAAUUAGAUAUAUUUAUGGGUGUGUCAAUCAAAAUGAUUUGGCAGCUUUCUAUCGUGACUCGGCUGUAGCUAUGGUUACACCACUUCGAGAUGGCAUGAAUUUAGUAGCCAAAGAGUUUGUUGCUUGUCAAAUUAAAGAACCUCCUGGUGUUCUUAUUGUAUCACCAUUUGCUGGAGCCGGUGAAAUGAUGAAUGAAGCUUUAAUUUGUAAUCCAUAUGAAUUAGUUGAGGCAGCUGAUACAUUGCACAGAGCAUUGACUAUGCCUGAAGAUGAAAGAGUGUUAAGAAUGCGGUGUUUGAGACGUAGAGAAAAAGUGCAUAAUGUUGAUUUUUGGAUGCGAUCAUUUCUUAAAGCAAUGGGAACUCUAAUAUUUGAAGACGGAGAUGAUGUUUUGCCAACUACUAUGCAACCAGUCACUUUACAAGACUUUGAUGAUUAUUUGUCUAAAUAUAUUGGUAACACAAACAAACUUACAUUAUUAUUGGAUUAUGAUGGUACACUAGCUCCAUUAGCUCCUCACCCAGACCUAGCUAUAUUACCUUUAGAAACUAAAGGUGUUCUAGAAAGAUUAGCUAAUAUGUCUGAUGUUUACAUAGCUAUUAUUUCUGGCAGAAAUGUUCACAAUGUUAAAGAUAUGGUUGGUAUUGAGGGUUUGACUUAUGCUGGUAAUCAUGGACUGGAAAUUCUUCAUCCAGAUGGGAGUAGGUUUAUGCAUCCAAUGCCUAUAGAAUAUGUAGAGAAAGUUGGUGAUCUAUUAAAAGUGCUUCAAGAAAAAGUUUGCAAAGACGGUGCUUGGGUAGAAAAUAAAGCACAACAUCUCAUUGAAGAAGCUGGAUUCAAGGCAGGUCAGGCUCAUUGUGCCAUUGAAGCCAAACCUCCAGUACAAUGGAAUAAAGGACGCGCAUCUUUGUAUAUAUUACGUUCAGCCUUUGGUUUAGAUUGGGGUGAACGGACACGCAUUAUUUAUGCAGGAGAUGAUGUAACUGAUGAAGAUGCAAUGCAGGCAUUAAAAGGUAUGGCAGCAACUUUCAGAGUAGCCCAGUCUCAAAUAGUUAAGACUUCAGCUGAACGUCGUUUGCCAAGCACAGAUUCUGUGUUAACUAUGUUGAAAUGGAUUGAAAGACAUUUUGGUAAACGACUGCCUCGUGAAAAUAGUGUUGGUAAUUUAAGCAAUAAUCUACAGAUGUCGUUGGGAGAAAUUGAAAUGGAGCUCAGUAUGCCAGAAGAAAAAUGUCCAUAAUAAACUCCCAAAUAUAUUUAUGUAUUAAAUCUUAAGUUAGAUAUUCCUCAUUCAAUUUCUUAUCUUUUAUAUUUUAAUAAACAGACAUAGCUAUAUUUAUAUUUAUUAAAAACACUUAAAUAGUAAUAAAUGAGUUGGCAUAUAGAAAAAGUGAAACCAAUUAUUGUUUUAAUAAAAAGAAAAAACCUUCUAGAAUAACAUACAAGGAAAACUUAAAUUAAAAAUAAUAUUAAACAUUGUACCAUCAA
This is a messenger RNA of Rhopalosiphum maidis (corn leaf aphid), 2813 nucleotides long. RefSeq names its product alpha,alpha-trehalose-phosphate synthase [UDP-forming]-like. Lineage: Eukaryota; Metazoa; Arthropoda; Insecta; Hemiptera; Aphididae. Gene Ontology annotation, cellular component: cytosol; alpha,alpha-trehalose-phosphate synthase complex (UDP-forming). Gene Ontology annotation, molecular function: catalytic activity. Gene Ontology annotation, biological process: trehalose biosynthetic process. The transcript is spliced from 11 exons. The coding region runs from base 241 to 2565 and encodes 774 amino acids. The record is from RefSeq and is a predicted model, not a curated record.